Durio zibethinus is the source of this 691-nucleotide messenger RNA. RefSeq lists its product as uncharacterized. The record is from RefSeq and is a predicted model, not a curated record. Lineage: Eukaryota; Viridiplantae; Streptophyta; Magnoliopsida; Malvales; Malvaceae.
CGAUUUUAUUAAAAGCUUUCAAUUCAGUAUAUCUCUUUUUUCAACCCCACUGAAAUUUAAUGCUCUGUUAUAAAACUUUCUCAUUAAUCUUAUUGUUUAGAAAAUACUUUUCAUAUCAAUGGAGCAAGUGAUGGAAAAGCCCUUCAAUAGUAGUCCAAUUCAAUCUGAAAAUGGUGGAUUGGAGAACAAAACACCAUCCCAGAAUCAGAAAAUUUAUCAGAAUUCUCAAGAUUCCGACAACAAUUUGAGAAAAACAUGUACUCCAGAUAGGCUUAAAGUUCCCAAGGCAUUUAAGUACCCUGAAAGGUAUAGAAGUCCAACUGAUUCUAUGAUGUCACCCGUUACAAAAGGUCUUCUUGCAAGAAACAGUAAAGGUGGUGGUGGCGGUUCACUCUUGCCACCUAGUCUAAAUCAAACUAAGAUUCAUGAGUUGCGUGUUCAAGAUGUUGGUGUUUCUAAGAAUUGAAGAACUGAUGAUGGUGGCUGAAAGCUGAAAUUAGAUGGAUUCUUGAACUUGAUGAAUUUGUCUGAAAUGAUGUUAAUUUCAAUAUAAAAUUUACAAUUAAGAAAAAAAAAAAAAACCUAUGGGAUGUAUCUCUUGAACCCGUUUCUAUUUCAAUUGAUCCAGUGAAAGGGGCCUCUUGUAAUUUUGGUAGAGUUUUUGUAUUGUAAUGAUAAUUUUGCUUACUAA